This is a messenger RNA of Leptonychotes weddellii (Weddell seal), 873 nucleotides long. The record is from RefSeq and is a predicted model, not a curated record. Lineage: Eukaryota; Metazoa; Chordata; Mammalia; Carnivora; Phocidae.
CAUCCUGAGGAAACUCCGCACGGUUUUCCAGAGCAGCUACCACUUUAGAUUUCCACCACCAAGAAAGUGCAUGGUCAGUGUAUUCCCGGGUCAUACUGUUGCACACUCUAGCUUGAGAACCCCGGAUUAAAGUAAGGAUGCUGCCCCUCUCCGCAAACGCUGUUGUGACCGACAUUUAUGUGAGAAAUUAAUCUUGUUGGGGGAUGUUAUUCAACAGGUGAGCCGGCUCCUGAUUUUGGGAGGGGCCAACGUGAACUACAGGACAGAAGUGUUAAAUAAUGCCCCAAUCCUGUGCGUCCAGUCCCACCUCGGCCACGAGGAAGUGGUCACUCUGCUCCUGGAAUUUGGCGCCUGCCUGGAGGGAAUGUCCGAGAACGGCAUGACCGCCCUCUGCUAUGCUGCUGCUGCUGGCCAUAUGAAGCUGGUGUGUCUGCUGGCCAAGAAGGGGGCCAGGGUGGACCACUUGGAUAAGAAAGGCCAGUGUGCACUGGUGCACAGCGCACUGAGGGGCCACGGUGACAUUCUCCGGUACCUGCUGACCUGUGAGUGGUCGGCAGGCCCUCCCCAGCCGGGCGCACUGAGGAAGAGCCAAGCCCUGCAGCAGGCGCUGACGGCGGCCUCCAGCAUGGGCCAUAGCUCGGUGGUCCAGUGCUUGCUGGGGCUGGAGAAGGAACACGAAAUAGACGUCAAUGGCACUGAUGCGCUGUGGGGAGAAACAGGUAAUUAUGGUUCCCCUGCUUGUGGUCUGGGCUGGCUUUCUUGAUGGUUUAGCUCCCAUUUUGGCCUAAAUUGUUUUAAAAAUGACUUGGGAUGCACGUAGUCCUAUUAUUUUAUCACAAGGCAUUUGAAGUGUAGAGCUUUUAAAACUUCCCA